AUGCCUGAAGGCGUUGGAGCUGGAAGAUCUGGCAGUAAUGCUGGUGCCAUAGGGGGUGUUAACAGCCAAGUGGCCUCAUAUCCAACAUGGAUUGGUUUCAUAUUUAUUUUCAAUUUAAUUGUGGGCACUGGUGCCCUUACCCUACCCGGAGUAUUUGCCAAAGCAGGAUGGCUGUUAUCAUUGAUUGUUAUUAUUCUGUUGGCUGUUAUCUCCUAUAUUACGGUGACAUUUAUCAUUGAGGCAAUGGCAUCGGCAAAUGCUGUCAAAACGUGGCAAAAUUUACAGGUUCUUAAACGUAGUUAUGAUUUUGAUUCCCGUGAAGAUCUCCGCCCAAAUUCGGUGGCAAUUGAAAGUGAAACUGAUGUAGAAACAGAUGAUCCGGCCGCUUCGCUAUUGUCUCAUCAACAACAAAUCGAUGCUACGGCACGUCUGGAACGUAUGCCAAUAUAUGCCCAACAUUCCACACUGCUCUAUUAUAAAUUGGAUGAGAAAUUUGAAUUAGGUGAAAUGGCCACACUGUUCUUCAAUGACAUUGGCCGUGUUCUAUUUUAUUUAUGCAUUUCAAUUUAUUUAUAUGGUGAUUUGAGCAUAUACUCGGCGGCAGUGGCGAAGAGUUUACGUGAUCUGUUUUGUGAUCAUCAAAAUGCCACCACUCCCUCCAAUUACACAUCUCUCGAUUUUGAGCUUGAAUCAUCAUCAUGGAAUUUAUCAGCUGCCAACAAUGAAACCGAUGAGGAUGCCAUUAAGCUGUGUUGGCAAAAUCACACACUGACACGCCUUAAUGUUUAUCGCUUAUUUUUGGUUGGCUUUAUUUGUAUCUUUGGACCAUUUGCUGCAUUUAGUGUACAGAAGACAAAAUAUUUGCAAAUCAUUACGGUGAUAUUCAGAUGGUGUGCUUUCCUCUUCAUGAUCUCAAUUGCCCUGAAAUUGCUCAUAUCGGAUGGUGCUAAAGGCCACCCCGUGUCAAUGAAUAUCUAUGGUAUACCGGCGCUGUUUGGUGCCUGUGUUUAUUCCUUUAUGUGUCAUCAUUCGUUGCCCAGCCUAUUGGCCCCAAUACGUGAUAAAUUGGCCGUGAGUCGUAUUUUGUGUGCAGAUUAUUUGGUGAUUUGUUUAUUUUAUUUGCUAUUGGCAAUGACGGGAAUAUUUGCCUUUGAUCGUUUAGAAGAUUUGUACACUUUGAAUUUUAUCCCCGAUCAAACAGAUGAUCAUAGUUUUGCUGCUGAGCUGCUAGUGGGGAUUGAUUAUUUUUUGGCAUUAUUUCCAGUAUUUACACUGUCGGCCAGUUUUCCCAUCAUAGCCAUUACGCUGAGAAAUAAUUUACAAACCUUAUGUUUAGAUAUGGGUCGUUUUGAAUCGUAUAAUUAUUUUGUACGACGUAUUUUGUUCCCCAUGUUGACGGUAAUACCACCCUUUGCCAUUACCUAUUUUACGGAAAGUUUAACCAGUUUGGUGGCAUUUACUGGCAGUUAUGCCGGGGCUGCAAUCCAAUAUAUUAUACCAAUUGCUUUGGUAUAUUAUGCUCGUAAUACAUGUCGUGAGCUGUUGGGUAGCGGUGUGGUCAAUGAUUUCCAAAGUCCAUUCCGUAGCCCAUAUUGGUUGGUGUUUGUGUUACUAUGGUCGCUGGGUUGCAUUAGUUUGGUAACACUGAAUUUCUUUUUGGAUGUUUCAUCAGCAUGAA
Molecule: messenger RNA, 1678 nt
Organism: Musca vetustissima
Lineage: Eukaryota; Metazoa; Arthropoda; Insecta; Diptera; Muscidae
Product: transmembrane protein 104 homolog
Exons: 5
Coding region: 1-1677 (558 amino acids)
Source: RefSeq, a predicted model, not a curated record